UUGGUAGGGUGCACCAGCCGCAGACGAUCCCCCCUGGCUCAUUCUCUACUUGGUCAUUCUCCACUCACUCCACCAUCUUCUCUCUGUUGUGGUGGCGACUCAGAAAAACCAACCACACCUCCAAUUACCCAAACUCCGAACCGCAUUAACCGAUAAAAGAUCCGAAUGAGGGAUCCCAAUCUGGAGCUGCAGGAAUCCGGUUGGGAGGAGCUGCGCAAGGAAGCGCGCAAGAUCGAGGGCGAUCUCGACGUCAAGCUCUCUUCCUACGCCAAACUCGGCGCUCGCUUCACCCAAGGAGGAGGUUAUGUGGAUAGCGGUUCACCACCUAUUGGGUCCAGUAGUAGGUCUUGGAAGUCCAUGGAAAUGGAAAUUCAGUCUUUGCUUGAGAAGCUGUUGGACAUAAAUGAUUCAAUGAGUCGAUGUGCUGCAUCUGCUGGACCAGCUACUUCUGUGACUCAAAAGUUGGCUAGGCACAGAGACAUUCUUCAUGAGUUUACCCAGGAAUUUAGGCGUAUCAAGGGGAACAUAAACUCAAUGAAGGAACAUGCGGAGCUUUUGAGUUCUGUCAGGGAUGAUAUUACUGACUUCAAGACAUCAGGCAGUAUGUCACCGAGGAUGCAGUUACUACGUGAGAGAGCUGCUAUCCAUGGAAAUAUAUCUCAUAUAGAUGAUGUGAUUAGUCAAGCUCAAGCAACAAGAUCUGUGUUGGGUUCUCAGAGACAAUUGUUUGGUGAUGUUCAAGGAAAAGUGAAGGUUCUUGGUGACAAGUUUCCCAUCAUUCGUAGCCUUCUUGGUUCAAUAAGAAGGCGGCGCUCAAGGGAUACUCUUAUCCUGUCAGCGGUGAUUGCUGCUUGUACGUUGUUUAUCAUCAUUUAUUGGCUCUCAAAGUAACAAAAAUAAUUUGUAACACACAAAUUAUGAAUUAUGACUUCAUAACAGAGGGAGGCGAUGGGCCAUAGAAAGUACAUAAUGACGCCACAUCUGAGCACAAUGUUUUCUUUUUUUCUUUCUGAAACCUGAAAUGAAAUUUAUGCAUUUAUAUGUAUAAUACAUGAAUGUGUGUCAUCAUAUUUGUUAUAGCUUAAUUAGCGGUUUUGAAUAUGUAAAUAAGUUAAAUACUCAGAAGAAAAGACU
This is a messenger RNA of Cajanus cajan (pigeon pea), 1134 nucleotides long. RefSeq names its product golgi snare 12 (gene GOS12). Gene Ontology annotation, molecular function: SNAP receptor activity. Gene Ontology annotation, cellular component: SNARE complex; Golgi medial cisterna; Golgi membrane. Gene Ontology annotation, biological process: endoplasmic reticulum to Golgi vesicle-mediated transport; inter-Golgi cisterna vesicle-mediated transport; vesicle fusion. The record is from RefSeq and is a predicted model, not a curated record. NCBI's taxonomy places the organism in Eukaryota, Viridiplantae, Streptophyta, Magnoliopsida, Fabales, Fabaceae.